AUGUCCGCCCUUCGCUUGAUCGAACGCGGUCAACGCAUGGUCGAACGUCAGCGACGCAUGGAAUGGCAAAAAGAACAACGCGAAGCCAAUCUCGAAGCCCAAAUGAGACGAGAAGAGAGAAGAGCACAGACCGACGCGGAACGAGAUGCCAGACGCGUCCAACAAGAACAAGAACGAGAAGCGAGAAAGCAGGAAAAAGAUCUCGAGAAAGAGAAACGCCAGAUUAAAAUGGAAAUGGAUCGUGAGGAACGAGAGAGACAGAGAAACCGGUACUAUCGUCAUCGCUAUCGUCUGUACCUGCGGCUGAAUCUGCAUCUGCGCCAGGGCAAGGGCAAGGACGAAGUCUUGUCUUCUGCACGGAAUGCGGAAACCAAUGUCGACCGACCGACAAGUUCUGUGGCGGGUGCGGAAAUCGAAUGA
Messenger RNA from Exophiala mesophila, 420 nucleotides. RefSeq lists its product as uncharacterized. The record is from RefSeq and is a predicted model, not a curated record. The transcript has 2 exons. NCBI's taxonomy places the organism in Eukaryota, Fungi, Ascomycota, Eurotiomycetes, Chaetothyriales, Herpotrichiellaceae. The coding region runs from base 1 to 420 and encodes 139 amino acids.